Messenger RNA from Lachancea nothofagi CBS 11611, 1326 nucleotides. The record is from the annotation of a GenBank genome assembly. Lineage: Eukaryota; Fungi; Ascomycota; Saccharomycetes; Saccharomycetales; Saccharomycetaceae.
AUGAAAGUCUCGAGCUCCAUUUUGCAGUCUGCAAGCAAAACGCUAGACAAGUAUGCUCAAUUCGUUCCGAAAUCCGGUGUCUUUCCCAAAGGCUACGAAGUCGCUUCCCUGGCAUCAGGCGUGAAGAAAAGUGGAGCCGUCGAUUUAGGUAUUAUCCGCAAUGUUAACAAGUCCCAAAAAUCUAGUGCAGCUGCGGUUUUCACCACCAACAGAUUUAAAGCUGCGCCUGUCCUAUUUUCUAAGAAGGUUCUGGAGACCGGUUCUGGCGAAGGCGUUGAUGCCAUCGUUGUGAAUUCGGGCUGUGCCAAUUCUGUAACUGGUGAACUCGGUAUGCAGGACGCAGGAAAAGUAGCUAAUCAAGUUAACAGACUUAUUGGAAGGAGCGACGGUACUCUUCUCAUGUCCACUGGUGUCAUUGGCCAAAGACUACAACUGGACAAAAUCUCCAAAGGUAUCGACACUAUAUUUCAGGAGCAGAAGUUUUCUGCCGACUUUGACGGUUGGCUGAAUCUCGCAAAAUCUAUCUGUACUACCGACACUUUCCCCAAACUAAUUACUUCCAAAUUCAAAUUAUCUGACGGAACAGAAUACACACUUACAGGGAUGUCCAAAGGUGCAGGUAUGAUUUGUCCUAACAUGGCUACGCUGCUAGGCUUCAUUGUUACAGAUCUCCCUAUUGAAACAACCGCUUUGCAAACAAUGUUGUCCGGUGCUGUGAACCGUUCUUUUAACUGUAUCUCAGUAGACGGUGAUAUGAGUACUAACGACACGAUUUGUAUGCUCGCCAAUGGUGCCAUUAACGCCACAAAAAUUGACGAAAACUCUGAGGAUUUCGCAAAAGUGAGUGCGCAAGUCACAGAGUUUGCCAAACAACUGGCUCAGUUGGUUGUGCGUGACGGUGAAGGUGCUACUAAGUUUGUUACGGUGAAUGUUAAGAACAGCGCUAAGUUUAAAGACGCAAAAAUUAUUGCGGAAACAAUUUCGAACAGCAUGUUGGUGAAGAGUGCCCUGUAUGGUCAAGAUGCUAAUUGGGGCAGAAUCUUGUGUGCUAUCGGUUACUCCAAGCUCGACAACUUGGCUUCCUUAGACGAGUCUAAGAUCAACGUAAGUUUCAUUGCCACGGAUACUUCCACACCCCGUGAACUCAAACUUGUCUCCAAUGGCGUCCCGCAAUUCGACAUCGAUGAGGCAAGAGCCUCUGAAAUCUUGAGUUUACCAGAUCUUGAAAUUUUGGUCGAUUUGGGUACAGGCUCUGAAGAGUGUCAAUUUUGGACUUGUGACUUGAGUCAUGAGUAUGUGACUAUCAAUGGUGAUUACCGUUCCUGA